Ectocarpus sp. CCAP 1310/34 is the source of this 2019-nucleotide messenger RNA. The record is from the annotation of a GenBank genome assembly. NCBI's taxonomy places the organism in Eukaryota, Phaeophyceae, Ectocarpales, Ectocarpaceae.
AUGACAAAAUUAUGGCUGCAACAGAUCCACAAGUUUUUGGGUCGUAAGGUCCGCCCAUUCGACGAUGCUGAAUGGGAGGGUCGUCGAGAACAGAUCAUGCUCACGGGGUCGUAUGCCAAAUUUGUUCAAAACCAUGCCAUGAAACAUCAUUUACUGGGGACGGGUACCCGCCUCCUUGCGGAAGCCAGCCCCUUCGACCGUGUUUGGGGUAUCGGCAUGUCUGCAUGCUUUCCAGAGGCUAGCGUUUCAUCCAAGUGGGCGGCUAGCGGGACGAAGCCCGUUGCAUCACGUCCGUAUCGUAUCAACCCGUUGAAUCCAAAGAAAGUGGAUGCCAUUUUGGACCAGUAUUUGGCGGCAGGGCUCAUACAGCAUUCGACGUCUUCGUGGGCUUCUCCUUUGGUUGUCAUCCCCAAGGAGGACGGAUCGGUUCCCAUCACCGUCAACUACAAGGCCCUGGUGGAUUUGGAUGGACAACCUCUCCCUCGGGUGGACGGUAUCUUGGAUUCUCUGUACACCGGGAAAGUGUUCUCCGUCUUCGACCUCAACUCGGCUUUCCACCAGAUCGUUUGCGAUGAAGACACUGUCCCGCUCACCGCCUUUUGCACUCCCACGCAGUUGUUCGAAUGGCUUCGAAUGCCGCAGGGAGCCAACGCAAGUGUUAGCCCUGAUGGCGUCAAGGUUAGGGCGCUCACGCACAUGCCGCCGCCGACGAAUGUUUUGCAGCUUCGGAGCCUUCUCGGUGGACUCAGUUACUACCGGAAAUUCCUCAAGAAUCUCGCCACCAAGGUGCGGCCUGUCAACUCUCUUCUCAAACAAGGCGUUCCCUUCAAGUACACCCUGGGCAUGGUCAAGGUUGUCAAAACGUUGUUAAGCGAAUUCGCUCGUCCCCCGAUUUUGGUCUUCCCGGAUUGGGCAGCGGUUGAGGACGACAGCCGUCCUCUCCGUUUGUGUUCCGACGCGGUUAUCGACGGCUUUGGCGCCUCCUUGGAACAAGAACAGCUCGAUGGCUCGGNGUCAACUCUCUUCUCAAACAAGGCGUUCCCUUCAAACCGUUUCAGUCGGAGAGACGACAUGUUCGCAGUUACAGCGGCGGAAUUUACGGCGAAAGGGGCGGCUCACAUCUUCGUCAACCAGUAUGUGACCAAGUGGGGAUGUCCGACUACGGUAUUGCCGGACAACGGACUGCAUUUCUGCUCGAAGCUCUCCAUGGCGAUCUACGAGGUGAUUAAGAUCAAGAAGGUCACCACCAGCUCCCACCACCCACCGACCAACGGCGGCACGGAACGCGUCAACCACACGAUGGCCCAGAUGCUUGCGGUGGUCGUCAACGAACAGCAAAACGAUUGGGACGUACAUCUCCCGCACGUUGAGUGUGCCUACAACAAUUCCGUGAACCAGUCUACUGGAUUGGCGCCAAACGAGAUCCACAUCGGACGCAUCCCGCGACUUCCGCUUUCGGUCUUCGAUCAUCCCACGGUAGGUGGUCAUCAAAGCUUGGCCCGCGAUCAACUCCAGUAUUGCAACCUGGCUGUCGAUCGCCAGCGCCGGGCCUACAAACUUGUCCGUGAGUACAACGCCCUGAAGAUUUCGCGAGUCGAACGUCGCAAUUCAUCCCUGCUGGACGCCAUUCACAAGCUCCCUCAGUUUACCGUUGGCGGGUGGGCUUGGGUGUACAACACGGCUGCUACAAUUCGACAGGGUGUCCAGAAGGACACGGACCAACAGGUGUUCAAGGCCAAAUUCGCACUUUCUUGGACGGGGCCCUACAAAGUUCUUGCGGUGGGUCCCGCCUCUGCUGACGCCGCUCCGGACGGCCGCCCGUUGGCGCAUAAACUCCUCUACCUGGACCUGCCUUUCGAUCUUUCAGGCGCAGCAGCUCGUUGUCGCGUGUCUGUCCUUCGUUGCAAGCCCUGUCGCAAUCCGUACGAGACGGACGACUUGCCGCAAUCUCUACCUGCCGAGCUUUCGCGCUAUGUUCUGCACUCUUUUGGAGAUAAAUGUCCACGUCACCACGGAUGA